Eubalaena glacialis (North Atlantic right whale) is the source of this 3796-nucleotide messenger RNA. RefSeq names its product family with sequence similarity 171 member A1 (gene FAM171A1). Gene Ontology annotation, biological process: regulation of cell shape; stress fiber assembly. Bases 87 to 2783 code for a protein of 898 amino acids. The record is from RefSeq and is a predicted model, not a curated record. The transcript has 9 exons. Gene Ontology annotation, cellular component: plasma membrane. Lineage: Eukaryota; Metazoa; Chordata; Mammalia; Artiodactyla; Balaenidae.
GAGGCGCGGCGGCCGGCUGCCCCUGACGCGCCGCUCCGAGCCGGUGGUCGGCCAGCCCGCGCCGCCCGGGGCCCUGCGGCGCGGAGAUGAGCAGGUCGGCGGCGCUCCUGCUCUGCCUGCUGGGCUGCAACGUCUGGAAGGCGGUGACCAAGACGCUGCGGGAACCCGGCGCCGGAGCCCAAGAGGUCACCCUGAAGGUCCACAUCAGUGACGCCAGCACCCAUCAGCCUGUCCCCGAUGCCCUCAUUGAGAUUUUCACCAACCACGUCUCCAUCGCCUCUGGCACCUCGGGGACAGAUGGCGUCGCCUUCCUCAAAUUCCAGUAUAAGCUGGGCAGUCAGCUGAUUGUCACCGCCACAAAGCAUGCCUACGUGCCAAACUCUGCCCCGUGGAAGCCAAUCCGGUUACCCGUGUUUUCUUCACUGAGCCUGGGCCUGCUUCCAGAACGAUCUGCUACUCUGAUGGUGUAUGAAGAUGUUGUCCAAAUAGUCUCAGGAUUCCAAGGUGCCCGGCCUCAGCCUCGCGUGCAUUUCCAGAGGAGAGCUCUGCGGCUGCCCGAGAACACCAGCUACAGUGACCUGACAGCCUUUCUCACGGCCGCCGGCUCCCCCUCCGAGGUGGACGGCUUUCCUUAUUUGCGGGGAUUAGAUGGAAACGGAACAGGAAACGGCACCAGGUACGACCUGACCCCCGUCACAGCCGUCAGCGUCCACUUGCUCAGCAAUGAUGGAACGCCGGUGCUGGUGGAUGGCCCCAUUUAUGUCACCGUGCCCCUGGCCACACAGAGCAGUCUGAGGCACAAUGCCUAUGUCACAGCGUGGCGGUUUGACCAGAAGCUAGGAACGUGGCUGAAGAGUGGUCUCGGCCUCGUGCACCAGGAAGGAAGCCAGCUGACGUGGACAUAUAUCGCCCCUCAGUUGGGGUACUGGGUGGCAGCCAUGUCUCCUCCCAACCCAGGUCCCGUUGUCACACAGGACAUCGCCACGUAUCACACGGUGUUUCUUUUGGCCAUCUUGGGAGGAAUGGCUUUCAUUCUUUUGGUUUUGCUGUGUCUCCUUUUAUAUUAUUGCAGGCGGAAGUGCUUGAAACCCCGCCAGCACCAUAGAAAACUGCAACUUCCUGCCACCCUGGAGAGUUCCAAAAGGGAUCAGUCAACUUCCAUGUCACACAUCAACCUGCUGUUUUCUCGGCGGGAAUCAGAAUUCCCUGGCCCGCUCUCCGUCACCAGCCAGGGCCGCCCCCCGGACGCCCCGGGCUCAAAGGAGUUGAUGAGCGGAGUCCACUUAGAGAUGAUGUCUUCCAGCGGGGAGGUGGACAUGCACACGCCCAUGCUGAAGCUCUCCUACAGCACCUCGCAGGAGUUCAGCUCUCGGGAGGAACUCCUGUCUCACAAGGAGGAGGAUAAAAGCCAAAUCUCCUUUGACAACCUGACACCGAGUGGGACGUUGGGAAAAGACUACCGUAAGUCGGUGGAGAUUUUCCCCUUAAAGGCCAGGAAAUCUGUGGAAAGGGAAGGCUAUGAGUCCCCCGGCAACAGUGACUACAGGAGGAAUUACAAUGCCAUGCUCUCGCAGCCUUUAUUUGAAAAGCAAGACAGAGACAGUCAGGCCUCCGUGACCCACAUUUCCACAGGAAGUAAGCUCACCAUUCAGGAACACAUGUACCCCGCGCCUUCAUCUCCGGAGAAAGACCAGCUGAUGGAGCGCAGACCUACUGAAUGUAUGAUGUCGCGAUCGGUAGACCACCUGGAGAGACCUACCUCUUUCCCCCGGCCCGGCCAGCUGAUCUGCUGUAGUUCCGUGGACCAGGUCAAUGACAGCGUUUACAGGAAAGUAUUACCUGCCUUGGUCAUCCCGGCUCAUUACAUGAAACUCCCAGGGGACCAUUCGUAUGUGGGCCAGCCCCUGGUCGUCCCAGCCGACCAGCAGCUCGAGAUCGAAAGACUGCAGGCCGAGCUCUCCAGCCCUCACGCGGGGAUCUUCCCACACGCCUCCUCACAGAUCCAGGCCCAGCCCUUAUCUUGCCAGGCCAUCUCGCAGCAGCACCUGCAGGACGCGGGCACCCGGGAGUGGACCCCGCAAAAUGCGUCCAUGUCCGAGUCCCUCUCCAUCCCGGCAUCCCUGAACGACGCGGCCUUGGCUCAGAUGAACAGCGAGGUCCAGCUCCUGACCGAAAAGGCGCUGUUGGAACUUGGGGGUGGGAAGCCCCUUCCCCACCCCCGGGCCUGGUUCGUCUCCCUGGACGGCCGGUCCAAUGCACACGUCAGACAUUCCUACAUUGAUCUCCAAAGAGCUGGGAGGAACGGAAGCAAUGAUGCCAGUUUGGAUUCUGGCGUGGAUAUGAAUGAACCCAAAUCUGCCCGGAAGGGAAGAGGAGACCCCUUGCCUCUGCCGCAGAACCACCCACCGGUCCCGGAGCAUGCGCAGAAAGAGCCGCGGGCCGCGGACAGCUCGGCCUACACGCAGCUCGUGUACCUGGACGACACGGACCAGAGCGGCAGCGAGGGCGGCACCGCGGUCGGGACGCCCGAGGACAGCGCCUUGCGGUGCCUGCUGGACGGCUCCAGCCGGAGAAGCGGCGGCCAGCUGCCCAGCCUGCAGGAGGAGACGACGAAACGAACCUCGGACGUCCCCCCGGCGCCAUCGGCCAGUCCCGACAAGAGGCGAUCGGCUCAGGAGGACGAGGACGACGACGACGACGACGACGACGACCAGGGCGAAGGCAAGAAGAGCCCGUGGCAGAAGCGGGAGGAGCGACCCCUGAUGGCGUUCAACAUCAAAUGAGCGGCCCCGAGCCGCCCUACAGGGGACUAGAAUCCAGUUGCCAAAAAUUCUGUCUCACGGAAGCGCUGAGCUGCUUGCGGAGGGAGUUGAACCACGUCCGCCGUGGGAAGUGGGCUUUUUUCUGCAAGUACCGUUUGCUGUCAGAGUGUUAGGAAGUGAAGUUCUUACUCAGAAGAAAGAAUGCGUCGCCUCCAGGGAGAUGGCCGAACGGAGUGUCUGAAUGUCCGCGUCGUUCCCCGUACUUGAUGUGUCCACCCCCGAGGGCACCAAAGAACCACACGUGAUGUCGCUGGGUUCUGAUGAUAACCUCAGUUCUCCCGCAGAUUCUGGGAACAGAUGAAACUCUUUUUGCAUUGCUUGAAUCCAUUCUAUCACAAUAAUGCUCCUGUGAAGUUAAUAUUGAGAAAUUAGCUUGGCACUUAGUGUCUGGAGGAACUCCUGAGUGUCGCCUCUGAACAUCCAAGCCUCUUAAUGAAAUCGUACUGAAGUUUUUAUCAGCUGCCAGUUCUUCACUUCUGGUCCCAUUAACUCCAAGUGCCUUUUUUACAGUGACAACAGACAGUCCCUUACUUUGCUUUUUUUUUUCGUUUGUUUUUCUUAACUUCCUUAAUUGAACUGCCUGGAUUUUAUAAAGUUAUGAAACGAUCCCCCUUUUCUUUCAACUGCAUGCCGCCAAGUGCCCAUUCGUGCUCCGAAUUCUCAUUUCAGCUCGGUGUAUUCUCUCGUUCUCACAUGUGACGUGGAUUCUGUUUAGCUAAGCUAGCCUAGAGGACACUUUAGCGAUCCCCUUCCCUCCGCCAUCCUUUUGGCCACUAGGCACCAUUAUGGUUUUAUUGGCUGUUUGUAUAUACGGUUACGUAUUAACUCUGGAAUCCUAUGGGCUGAUCUUGCUCUCCAAACACAGAGUAUGGGCUGAGCAAGUAGACUGAAUGUGACUAUUAAACAAAUCUUAUGUACUAUCCGAAAGUGCCAGAAUGACUCUUCUGUGCAUUCUCCUUAAAGAGCUGCUUGGU